This is a messenger RNA of Lizanozyma spartinae, 1551 nucleotides long. RefSeq names its product septin (gene SPR3). The record is from RefSeq and is a predicted model, not a curated record. Gene Ontology annotation, biological process: cytoskeleton-dependent cytokinesis. Gene Ontology annotation, molecular function: GTP binding; molecular adaptor activity; GTPase activity. Lineage: Eukaryota; Fungi; Ascomycota; Pichiomycetes; Serinales; Debaryomycetaceae. The coding region runs from base 1 to 1551 and encodes 516 amino acids. Gene Ontology annotation, cellular component: cytosol; microtubule cytoskeleton; cell division site. The transcript has a single exon.
AUGUCUAAGGAUAUUUUUUCUUCCACGUUCACUGACGUUAUUGAUCAUGAGGGACAAUGGGAACUCAAUGUUAACAUCGGCAAAGAAUGUAUUCAAGGUGGUAAUAGUUUAAACUCCCAAAGUUAUGAUAUCAGUAGUACUUCUACGUUAGGUACUAUUGAACAAGAGCCACCUGAAGAUAUACCCUUGCACGUCGAUGGGUUGAACAUGAAUGGGUUUCAGAUUGUUGAUAUGGCUGCGAAUACAUACAGUUCAAACUAUAAAGUGGGAUUGCAAUAUUUACCUACACAAAGGGAAGAAAUGGCAAGAGUCAAAGGAGGUAAAUUCAAUAUCAUGGUUGCUGGAAGACAGGGAAGUGGUAAAACAACGUUUUUAAAUUCUCUUUUCAAAACAAAUUUACAAUUACAUACAUCACCAAAACAAACAUUUAACAUUUGUUUAAAAAAGUAUAACUUUGUUGAAGAAUCUGUGAAUUUGGAAGUAACUUGUAUCGAUACUCCAGGGUUUGGUGAUUCUUUGGAUAACAGAUAUUGUUGGAUGCAUUUGGUCAAUUUCAUCGAUAAUCAAUUUGAAUCUUACUUACACCAAAUGGAGCAACCCCAUCGAAUGAAAGCAAACGACAUAAGAGUUCACUGUUGUAUCUAUUUCCUUAGUAAUGCCACUUUAAAUUCACCAUUGUCUCCAUUGGAUAUCGAAUCUAUGAAAGAACUUUCUAAACGAGUCAACUUACUCCCGGUGAUCUCAAAAGCCGAUCUGUAUACAGAAGACGAACUAAACCUUCUCAAACAGAAAGUAAGAGAGAGUAUAAUCAAGGAGGAAAUAAGCGUUUGCGAAUUUGUUGAAGACCACUUGGUGAAGAAAUGCAUUCUUUCAAUGACACCCCAUGCAAUCAUUGGUGCAAACCAUGAAAAAAAGUUACCUGAUGGUGACUCAAUACUUCUUAGAAAGUAUCCUUGGGGUCAAAUUGAAAUUGAAAAUAAAAGUCAUUGUGAUUUUGCAGCCUUACGAGACGUUUUGAUAUCCCAAAAUAUGCUUGAAUUAAUCCAAUCAACGGAAGCCAAUUAUUAUUUAUUCCGCGCUUCAUAUUUAACCAAAAGAUUUGAAAGGGCGGUAUCCUUACUGACAAAGUUUCUGAAGAAACAUUCAGAUAACGGCUUAGUUCAAUUUGUGGUUUACAAUCAAUCUAAGCCUACAGCAAUUGGGGAAACUGUUGAGGAAACCGAUCUUUUCAAGGCCCAACAACUUGAACUCCAAAGAAAAUUCAAUUCAGACAUCCAAUUACAAGAAAGUCGUUUUAAAGAUUGGAAACGACAAUUGACAGAAAGACAAUCGGUAUUGAACAGCGAUCUUGAAAAUUGUCAUUUCCAAUUAAUGAAACUACAACAACAGGUUAAACGUAUGGAGGAGGAAAACGAGCUAGCGUACAAUACACCUGUCUCUAAGGGUGCAGGACUAAUAUUAGCAGGUUUCUCAGAACGUCCUCCAUCUUCACGUUCUCCUCAACUUUCUGUGAGCAGUGAAGAUGAUUAUUAUGAUAAUGAAAUGAGUUGA